AUGUACAACAUAUCACGCGCAUUCCGGACUGCCGAGGCCCAAAGGGUGCUUACGCUUCUGAGGCACCGGUUCGGCGAAUCGACAGUGCGGCAAGCUGCUCAGAACUGUGCCAGCUACGCAGCCGCCCAGAACUGGCAAGAGGCACAGCCGAGCUUGCUUUAUGAUGGAGUCCCGGUGGAGCUUGCUGAUUUUAUUGGACAAGCCCUUGUGCCCAUGCUUUACCCAUCAGAUGCACGUUAUGACUUACAGUAUAGAUUUCGCGUCGGCAUUGAUUCGGCUGACGGGUCGCCAAGAGCACACAUCAAGCCGAAGUUCACUGACGAGGAAUUCUGGGACUCCUACCAUAACAUGAUCGAAAAUUUCGAAGCGCUGGUCCGCCGUAAUGACGAGCACAAAAGAGACCUGAACGCGAUAGCGGUCGCACUCGACAGUCGGAUGGAGGACGUCCGCAACACGUUCUACGACCUCCUCGCCGGGGAGCGCGUGGCCUUCCACGUCAUCGCGAGGGACCUGCUCCCAGUCACCAAACACGUCCCGAUCGAGGAGCUCGAGCGCGACCCCCCGGCGACGUGUACCGUGUGUGGCCUGAUGUUCUCUCAGCAGGAACAGGAGCCACCAACUCCUACCGUCUUCGACUACGGUGUUUACCAGGAGCGUGGCCAGAUGAUCCACAGCCCCAUGCGCUACCAGGAAUGUGCCUACGUGCCGCACCAGCAUGCUUUCUGCAUGCGCGAGUGGGCUAGGCUGCUGAUGGAAAAGGACGCUGACAACAUCGUCACUGGGAUCAAGGCAAAGGAUCACUGGAGGUGCAACACUUGUUUUGUUGAUCCCUGGAGGGCUGGUUGA
This is a messenger RNA of Diaporthe citri, 846 nucleotides long. RefSeq lists its product as uncharacterized. NCBI's taxonomy places the organism in Eukaryota, Fungi, Ascomycota, Sordariomycetes, Diaporthales, Diaporthaceae. The coding region runs from base 1 to 846 and encodes 281 amino acids. The transcript has 2 exons. The record is from RefSeq and is a predicted model, not a curated record.